Messenger RNA from Cephus cinctus (wheat stem sawfly), 819 nucleotides. RefSeq names its product bladder cancer-associated protein. NCBI's taxonomy places the organism in Eukaryota, Metazoa, Arthropoda, Insecta, Hymenoptera, Cephidae. The coding region runs from base 59 to 349 and encodes 96 amino acids. The record is from RefSeq and is a predicted model, not a curated record. The transcript has a single exon.
UUUGAGAGGCAAUGCUUAUAUCUGUACAAAAUAUCCUGCAGAGGCUAAAGUUCGUUUAAUGAACGAAUACUUUGUGACAAAAAUAAUUUUUGAACGACAGGGAAGGAUGUACUGUUUACAGUGGUUAAUUCCUGUGCUUCUUAUACCAAAACCUGUAAAUCCAGCACUACUUCAGACUCAUGUUAUGUUUAUGGUACUGUAUCUAAUAGGAUUUUUUUUGGAGCGAAAACCAUGUACAAUUUGCAGCAUAGUUUUUCUUGCUGCUGUUUUUCUUAUUUGCUACAGUGGUGUUGGCAAUUGUCUAUUUUGGAACACCAACUGUGAUACUAUAAGGUGUGACAAUGGUUAAUGUUGACACGAGUGAUUUAAUAAACAAUGUAGUUGUACAAAUGAAAAGUUGGAAUACUUAUUGCACAAGAAAAUGUAUAAUUCGUAAUUUUAAUUGUCAUGCAACAUUUUUACUGUUAUGAUAUAUUAAAAUAUACUGUGAUGAAAAAGGAUUAUGAGACUUUCAAAACAUGCCAUGGCAAAACUUAUCUAAUGUUUCUAAAUGUAUGUAGUAAAUAUCAAGUAAUGACUUAUUUCUUUUCUAUUCUGAUACAUAGCAUAUUGUCUAAACAUCUACCUGUAUGCCGUCUUAUGCCUAUACUUUUAAUAUGUGCAGUGUAGUGGAGAUUCUAAUGUUAUAAACAUAUAUAUGUUAAUUUCAUGUAGUCUAUGAUUCCUGUACUGCACUGUGCAUGAAUAUACUAGCCUAAUUUGUAAAUUAUAUACUGCUAAUGAAUUGCAUAUAACUACAUAAAAAUAUUUUUAUUGUAA